AUGACGAAACACCACUUGAUGUGUGGCACGUGGGUGAAGCCCGGCGUCAUCAUCACCGUCUCCUUCGACACCGAGACGCUGAAGCUGGAGCUGGUCAAGAAGACGGAGAUUCCACAUGAUGAGCCGAUUAGCUGGAUGGCGUUUGACCACCAACGCAAGAACAUCUACGGCUCGUCGAUGAAGCGAUGGACCUCCUUCCGCGUCGACGCGCCAGACCAGAUCGUGCAGACGGGCAGCCACCCCAUCGGCGGACACCCCAGAGCGAACGACGCCGACACCAAGACGCGCGCCAUCUUCAACCUUCCCGCAAAGAAAGCCCCGUACAAUGUGUACUGCAACCCGUUCUACGACCACGCAGGCUUUGGCAAUGUCUUUUCUGUCGAUGAGUCCGGCGCGAUGAAGGAGAACAUCCAAAACUACGAAUACUGCGACAAGACAGCCAUCCACGGCAUGGUCUUCGACCCAACCGAGACGUACCUGUACAGCGCCGACAUGUGGGCAAACCGCAUCUGGUGCCACAAGAAGACUGACGACGCCGGGCGCAUGGAGACAGUGGGCUUCACCGAGGCGACACAGCCCAAGGACCACCCGCGCUGGGUCGAAAUGCACCCCAGCGGCCAGUAUCUGUACACGCUGAUGGAGGGCGGCAACCGGCUGUGCGAAUACGUGAUCGACCCGACCACCAAGCUGCCCGUCUACACACACAAAUCCUACCCCCUGAUUCCCCCAGGCAUCCCCAACGCAGACACCAUGUACCGCUCCGACGUCGUCACCAUCACGCACUCCGGCAAGCACCUCUUCGCGACCUCGCGCGCCAACGCCUUCGACCUGACUGGCUACAUCGCGGCGUUCUCACUCGCGCCCUCAGGUGCAAUCGAGCGGCAGCUGUUCCUCAACCCGACGCCGACGUCGGGCGGGCACUCGAACGCCGUGUCGCCGUGCCCGUGGAGCGACGAGUGGGUUGCGCUGACGGACGAUGAGAAGGGCGGGAUUGAGAUAUACCGCUGGCAGGACGGGUUUCUGGGGCGGGUUGCGAGGUUGGAGAUUCCGGAGCCUGGGUUUGGGAUGAAUGCGAUUUGGUAUGAUUAG
Boeremia exigua is the source of this 1089-nucleotide messenger RNA. RefSeq lists its product as uncharacterized. The transcript is spliced from 4 exons. The coding region runs from base 1 to 1089 and encodes 362 amino acids. The record is from RefSeq and is a predicted model, not a curated record. Gene Ontology annotation, molecular function: 6-phosphogluconolactonase activity; protein binding. NCBI's taxonomy places the organism in Eukaryota, Fungi, Ascomycota, Dothideomycetes, Pleosporales, Didymellaceae.